GGCUCCUUUGGCUUCCCAGAUGGGACUGACAACACACAAAGCGGCUGAUUCAGAGAGCUGAACUUCACCCAAAAGCCCCUCAGUAGCAGUGAAGCUCCAGCUGUUACCCAUCCGCCUCCCUGAACCUGUAUGCUUCUCUUCCGCCUUCCUCCACCUCUUGCAGGUUAGGGUGGAGCUGUUUCUACCUGGACUCUGACAACAGACAGGAGAGUAAUUAAAGGAUUCAACAAUGGCGGUAUAGUCGGACUUCGGAGUGCUCUCGUCGACAUAUUUUCACAAUCAGCAGGUAUGAGCCAGCCGCCCCGUUCAAACCGGGGCCACCGGGAGAGAAACGGAGACCACCGACACCGAGACUCCCGCGAUGACAGACGUUCAUCACCCGACAGUUCUAGGUCUUCCUCUCGACCACCGUACUACCCCAGAGAAGCCAACUCCCCUCCCAAACAUGUGCGGGAAGUCCCUCGAGUGGAGCACCAUGAGUCCAAAUGCACGCACAUUUGCUCCAGGAGAGGCAUCGUGCUGAUCUGCUCUAUACUGACCAACGGCCUGGUCCUGAUCUGUGUGGUUGCAGCUCAGAUGGUGUCAUCAGGCAUGUCGUCCAUGGGCGGAAUGGGCGGCUUCGACAUCAACUCCAACUUUAACAUUGAGGGCACCGAGCUGCAGAAGGUACGAGAACUGGACAUGCAGUACAGCCAGAUGAGGGCGCCGGGCAUCUACGGCGGCAUCACCUUCACCUUGAUCUUCGGGGUCGUCUCGCUGCUGUUUGUGGUUUCCGGGAACAAACCGCCCCACCUGAUGUCCCAGAAGCUUCUGGUCGGAGCGCUGGUGUUUCAGGCGGUGGGCGCAGUGGCGUACGUGGUGGCCGUGGGGCUCUACCUGCACUUCGUCAUCAGGGUCAACUCCACAGAUGUGUGUAAGCAGCGCGAGAGGCUGUACGCACGGAGCGGCUACACCUGGAUGAAAUGUGAAGUGGGCGGGGCGGAUGCAGCCGUGGCUCUGUUUGGGCUCAUCACAGCCAUCCUGUACACGGCCGGCACGGUGCUCACCAUCCAGACGAUCCGAAGAGUGAAGCGCUACCUGCAGGAGCGAAAACGCAGAGAGGCAGAAAAGCAGCAGGCCCGAGCCCACCCACAGAGAGCCCCGCUGAGAGCUGAAACCACCUCUGUGUGAGACAUCUGGGGCCUGUAUCACAAAUAGGAUUAGUGGGUUAACCAGCUAUCUUUGGGCGUGACUGAGGUUUUCUGGUAUCAUGAAGCUGGCUGACUUUUAACCGGAGUAGAUCACCAUGGAAACUUGUGCUGCACAGCUACCCUGCUUUGAAGGAGGUUACAUUCAGAGCAUCAGAUCACAACUUGAUCCAGCUUGCCCACUAACCAAUCAGAGUCAUCAUUCCUACAGGAUCCUGACAUGGAUAAAAGUACUGAGUUUACAAUAAUGUGGCAAGUAAUAAAGAGCAAUAGAGACAUUUGUAUAGGUUUUGCGUACCACGGAGCCCCCGGUUGUGACAGGCUGUAGAUGUGAUUAUGACUGCAUUCAUUGGAUGGUUAUAGGCUAGCUCUGUCAGUUUCUGUGGCUGUGGCCAUGGGUGUGACACAUUAUUCUUAAUGGGUGAACUACAUGCAGGGCUUGUGUUUGUGCAGUGAAUUGACAUGGUGCUGGCUGAGCUCUGUGGUGAAGCUAAUAUUGAACUCCUGUGGCGUAUAUUUGCAUUUGUCAUAUCUGAUACAAGAUCAGGAUUCAAAGCAUGUGUCUGGCUGUAUGAUGCUUUCUCGGCUAAUGUUAAUACAUCAGGAGCUGUAAAGACCAGCCACAGCACAACUAAUAGCCAUAUCCAUAGUAAAAGCAAUAGAAACAGCUGCAGCUGUAGCCCAAACCAUAUCUCAACCCACAGCCAGGCAGAGCCAGCUACAGCUGUGGUCACAGGGGCUCCAUAGUAUACCAUGAUAAUUAUGUAAGAUAGAAGAAACAUUUUUUUAAAAACAGGACAGGAAAGCUGCCUAUUGUGGUGAGUUUCUUUCAUUCCUGACAGCGUUGAUGCUUUUGCACUCUUCUUCCAUCGCUGCAGCUCAGGAUAACAUGAGGUUGAGUAUUUAGCCUUUUUUUAGACUCAAUUAGAUUAUAACUAGAAAUAAAAAGUAUACUCACUGUAAUUGCUUUUCAGGAACAAAUUCCACAUGCACUGUCGAUUAGCUCAGUAAAUUACAAAUGCAACAUUUUGGUUCUGCACUAAUCUGCUUUGGCAGCAGUAAUUGUACUGUACUUUUGGUUUUGAAGUGUAUCAAAUUGUAAUUGUGAUUUUAUUGUAUAUUGUAAAUGUCUUUGCUGCUGCUGGGUAUCACAGUUUCAUCCCAUGUCACAUUAAAUACUCCACUCAGGGUUCUGAUGACGUUGCAUGUCAUUAGCUUUUAAUUUUCUGUUAACGUGCUUGUGGCUGGAUCAGUAAACUGAACCGGUUAAUAACUAGCUUCUUCAGCUUAUCCAGGCUCAUCAAUGUUGAGCUCAGUGAAGCCAGGCAGCUCAACUAGAGCCAGACUAAAGUUUAACUUGCUUUGUGAUACAGGCCCAAUCUGGGAGGACUGGGGCUUAAUUUUCAAGUGAGCUGUUUGCAUGUUGGAUUAGACUCAGACGGGGAUUUAUAUAAAUGUUUUUAACAUGUAUACUAGUAUAAUUAAUGUGUUUUUUAUAUCAGAGUUUGCAUUAUAAAGUAAAAGUCUUUGAUACUGAAACUGUACAAGAAUGUAUCUACUCAAAUUAAACCUCCAUCAAUGUGA
Messenger RNA from Siniperca chuatsi (mandarin fish), 2771 nucleotides. RefSeq lists its product as uncharacterized. NCBI's taxonomy places the organism in Eukaryota, Metazoa, Chordata, Actinopteri, Centrarchiformes, Sinipercidae. The record is from RefSeq and is a predicted model, not a curated record. Bases 289 to 1170 code for a protein of 293 amino acids. Gene Ontology annotation, cellular component: membrane. The transcript is spliced from 4 exons.